Messenger RNA from Bactrocera dorsalis (oriental fruit fly), 1092 nucleotides. RefSeq lists its product as uncharacterized. NCBI's taxonomy places the organism in Eukaryota, Metazoa, Arthropoda, Insecta, Diptera, Tephritidae. The transcript is spliced from 2 exons. The coding region runs from base 103 to 777 and encodes 224 amino acids. The record is from RefSeq and is a predicted model, not a curated record.
GCACUAAAAUUAAUAAUUCAUUAGCAAGAUAACAUUUGCAUAGACAAGUGGGGUCUUUGGUAAAACAGCAGUAAACUUCAAACUCUGACAAACAUAAGCAAAAUGACGUCCAUAAAAUUCGCUUUCGCUUUGCUAGCCAUGGCUGCGGUAGCCGUCGCUAAGCCUUCGUAUCCUCUUGCACUGAACCCAGCCAUACCGGAUCAUUUCGAACUGGCUCCGCCCGUGCUGCCACCAACACAUUUCCACGCAGCUGCACCUGCUCCCGAACCCUGGUUACCUGAACCUCAUUUCCAUGCUGCUGCACCUGUACCUGAGCCUUGGCUGCCAGCGCCUCAUCUAAUACCAGCACCUGCUCCAUUCCUUCCUGCGCCAGCGCCACUGUUGCCAGCUCCUGCACCGUUACUUCCAGCUCCUGCACCAAUUCUACCAGCUCCGGCCGCAUUACUGCCAGCUCCUGCUCCAGUCCUCCCAGCACCCGCCCUUUUACCAGCUCCCGUAGUACAUCAUCAUCACCAUGUGGUGCCCGCUCCUCUCCCCGUACCGGUGCCAGUGUUGCAACCCGCGCUCGCCCCUCCAGUAUUGGAGCCUGCAGCUUUUGUAGCUCCGUCAUACCGUGCCGUGCUCGGUCCCAAAACCACCACCCAUCACGUGUCAGUCGGUUAUGCUUUCCCCACAGCACAUGUGGCUAAAAUAGUGACACCUCACGCUCAUCUCCACUCCGUACCUGUGCACUCGGCUAAGCUGUUGGCUCACCACCACCACCACUCACUCUUCUAAUUUCCUUUGUUUCAAAGAAAAAGUGAUUAAUUAGAGGCAAAAGGAUAUUGAUAUGGAAGCAUAUCACAAGCGAAUAGUACCAAAGUCAUUUAUGUACAUACCAUGCAUCAGUAUGUCAGUAUGUAUAUACCAUAGAGUUUAAGUUUUACUUUUACUCGAUUGUUAAUUUAUUUAACAUUUGUUAAUUUUAAUUAUUUUUAUUUUUUUCGUAUUUAUUAUUUGUAAUGAUAGUUACUUUUCUAAUGAUUACACAACCCAAGUAAUCGAAUAACUAGUACAAUGAAAUAAACAAGUUAAUAUUAUUAUACGUGCAAA